UCCUGAUGAAUGAAUGUUGGAUUGUUGGCAAGAUUCAGCACUUUAGGAGGGACAGUUGUGAACUGAAUCUUCUCAAAGUUGCAAGAUUAAGCCUAUAAGCGAAGCCAAGGUGUAAGCAGGAGUGAGAAUAAAGGCACGAUGAUGUUGGGACAAGAACAGGAUCCUGGAGGAGGGAGCCAGCCCCCCAGAGCAACAGUGUCAUUGCUCCGAAGCACAGCUAGUCAACAGGAGGUGAAAGUGGAAAAUCAAGAGGAUUUGGCCCAACUCUGGGAGACUCAGUGGCAGGAGUUCCUAAGUACAGUGGAAGCCCCACAGAUUCUUCCAGAGCCCUCGCCAUGGGAGGACGCUCACAUCUUCUUAGCUUCCUUUGAGCAAGUGGCCACAGCUUUCCAGUGGCCCAAGGAAGAAUGGGCAGCCCGUCUCCGGCCCACUCUUGGAGGAGAUGCUGAGCAAGCCUAUAGCAGGCUGGAGGUGGGAGACAGAGAGGAUUAUGGGAAAAUGAAGGCAGCCAUCUUGCAGGCGGAUGCUGUGAGCCGGGAGAAGCAGCGGCAGCACUUCCGACGUUUCUGCUACCAGGAGGCUGAAGGGCCAAGGCAGGUAUAUAAUCAGCUGCAGAGGCUUUGCCAUCAAUGGCUGAAAGUUGAGAGACACUCGAAGGAACAGAUUCUGGAAAUGCUAAUCCUGGAGCAGUUUCUGGCCAUCCUUCCACCAGAGAUGCAGAGCUGGGUCAAGAGGCAUAAUGUGGAGAACAGUGAUCAAGUAAUAUCCCUGGCUGAGGAUUUCUUGCUCAGGCAGUGGGUGCCGGAGACAACAGAACCACAG
Python bivittatus (Burmese python) is the source of this 822-nucleotide messenger RNA. The record is from RefSeq and is a predicted model, not a curated record. Lineage: Eukaryota; Metazoa; Chordata; Lepidosauria; Squamata; Pythonidae.